Messenger RNA from Rattus rattus (black rat), 1553 nucleotides. RefSeq names its product SPO11 initiator of meiotic double stranded breaks (gene Spo11). Gene Ontology annotation, molecular function: DNA binding; ATP binding; DNA topoisomerase type II (double strand cut, ATP-hydrolyzing) activity. Gene Ontology annotation, biological process: meiotic DNA double-strand break processing; reciprocal meiotic recombination; meiotic DNA double-strand break formation. Gene Ontology annotation, cellular component: nuclear chromosome. The transcript is spliced from 12 exons. Bases 108 to 1103 code for a protein of 331 amino acids. The record is from RefSeq and is a predicted model, not a curated record. NCBI's taxonomy places the organism in Eukaryota, Metazoa, Chordata, Mammalia, Rodentia, Muridae.
CUGAGGUUCUUACGUCUAUAGAAAAUAUUAUCCAAGACAUAAUCAAAAGCUUGGCAAGAAAUGAAGCGCCCGCCUUCACAAUAGACAACAGAUCGAGCUGGGAAAACAUGACGUUCGAAGAUGCUUUUGGGCUUCAGAUGAGACCUCAGUGUACCACAAGAAAAAUCAAAAGCGAUUCACUAAGAUCAGUUAGAAAAUUUGCUCUAAUUCUGAAAAUAUUGUCCAUGAUUUAUAAAUUAAUACAGAGCAACACUUACGCAACCAAGAGUCCGGGAGCACGUGCUCAUUCAGUGUUGACCUUACAUUUGCACAGAGACAUAUACUACACUGAGAGCCAGCUCUUCAGGAACCAGGCUGCAGUGGACAGCAUUAUAGAUGACAUUUCCUGUAUGCUGAAAGUGCCCAGGAGGAGUCUGCAUGUGUUAUCUACAUCGAAGGGAUUGAUUGCUGGCAACCUGAGAUACGUGGAGGAAGAUGGUACCCAAGUCCAGUGCAUGUGUAGUGCCACGGCUACUGCUGUGCCAUCUAACAUUCAAGGGAUGCAGAAUCUGGUCACAGAUGCGAAGUUUCUGCUAAUCGUAGAGAAGGAUGCAACAUUUCAGCGGCUCCUGGACGACAACUUCUGCAGCAGGAUGUCCCCGUGCAUCAUGGUUACGGGAAAGGGCAUUCCAGAUCUGAACACGAGGCUCUUGGUAAAGAAGCUGUGGGACACCUUUCAUAUUCCUGUCUUCACACUGGUAGAUGCUGACCCCUACGGCAUCGAGAUAAUGUGCAUCUAUAAGUACGGAUCCAUGUCCAUGUCUUUUGAAGCCCACAAUCUCACUGUCCCAGCAAUCAGAUGGCUUGGUCUCCUCCCUUCUGAUAUUAAAAGGUUAAAUAUACCUAAGGAUAGUUUGAUCCCACUGACAAGGCGUGACCAGAUGAAGCUGGACAGUAUCCUGAGGAGGCCUUACAUUACCUAUCACCCCUUCUGGAAAAAAGAGAUGGAGAUGCUGGCAGACUCUAAGACGAAGGCGGAGAUCCAAGCCUUGACCUUCCUGUCGUCAGACUAUCUGUCCAGAGUGUACUUGCCCAACAAGCUGAGGUUUGGAGGGUGGAUAUAAAACCACAGUGGGGGACCGUGAACCUCCAGAGCUCUCUAUUGGCCUGUUUGAAUGAACUGGGCUAAGGAGUGUCGAGUCUUAGUUCUGCGACAGUAAAAAUAAUUUUACAUUAACAUAUUUUUGUCAAAGCAAACUUCAUAGUGCUCUUUAGAAGGUUUGAUCUUCUGUAAAGACAGAUUUUUAUUCUGUUUUAGAGUGAUUAUAAAAUAAUUUAUUUAAUUUUAAAUUUUUUAUUAGAAAAACUGUCACAUAUCAUAAGCCUAUAAAAAUAUUUACUUCCUACAACAUAGCUUGUGUAGCAUGAAGUGUCUCACUAGUAACAAAAUAGCAAGCGACCCUGAGAGGUUGCAAAGGAUCACAAGGUAUUGUUUUCUAGUACUUCCUUUUGCCUCAUGUAUAGGCACCUUGCCCUGUUAAUGCAUCCUUGAAACUAAUAAAACUUAUUAUAAA